GGAAUGAGUUAAAAAAAAUUUAAAGGUAAAAUGAAAUAAACAUAAUAAACCAGAGGAACCCUAAACCCUUUCACCAUCAUCUUCACGUCCUCCCCUCCUCUCUUCCAGCAGCUGCCUCUCUCCGGUUUAGUUCUGCCGCUGCUGUAUAUCUUUAGCUCGUGCCUCUACACCCUCAUCCUUUGAGGGUUUGCACUGGAGUUCUACUCUAUCGUUGUUUCUGAAGCUGAAUGGAAUUGAAAACAAAACUAGCUCCAACGGGCUUUCGACUUGUUGCACGAGACAAAGAAUUUUCCAAUCAUCUCAUUCUUCUUUAUAUAUCAAAUUCUCCUUUAAUCCGUAGCUCUUAGGCGUUAUUUUGAUCAACAUUCGUAGGAUGUAGUAAGGAAGAAGACAAUGGCAUUAAGGGGGAAGAGAGCUAAUGGUGGAAGUAUGGUGGUCACUAUUGGGGGCAGCUAUUCCAGCAGUAGUUGCGGGACAAGUAUACAAAAUGAAGAGGAGGCAUUCUGAGGAGCAGAGAAUCAAGACUGCUAGGGGUAGGGAGAAGAAUUCGGAUGACAUUUUUGUCUGUGAGAGGGUCUGCACAUCAAAAAGAAUGUUGAAGAAGGUAGGGUCUUUCUCGAAAGAUCCAAUUCCUGAUACAUGCGUGACUGUCUGUGGAUUAUCUGAACUUGAUGCCUGCACAGAUGCAUGUGCUCGCACUGUUUGUGUGAACCAGCAUCAAGUACCAAACUGGAAUGACGUUUGUCUUAGGAGAUGCCAGAGUGAAUGUCUUAAGCUUUCUGCUUCAUAUUCAUCUUAGUGGAAUGAUACGAUGCGUAAAUAAUGCAGUUUUUUCUCGUAUUGCAUUUUGGAUUGUAAACAUUGGCCUGGAAUUCUUGGUUUUCUGGAGAUGAUAUGAAAUGCUUUUCUCAGUUUACCCAUCUUUCUCUUGUUAAUA
Messenger RNA from Cucumis sativus (cucumber), 937 nucleotides. RefSeq lists its product as uncharacterized. Bases 419 to 799 code for a protein of 126 amino acids. The transcript is spliced from 3 exons. Lineage: Eukaryota; Viridiplantae; Streptophyta; Magnoliopsida; Cucurbitales; Cucurbitaceae. The record is from RefSeq and is a predicted model, not a curated record.